AUGGCUAGCUCUUCGGAUGCCCACAGCCGGAACAAGUGCGCGGCGUGCUACCGCCAGUUCAACAGGAUGGAGCACCUGGUGGAGCACAUGCGCGCGUCGCACCACUCGCCGCACGAGCCGCGCUGCGGCGUCUGCGGGAAGCACUGCCGCUCGCUCGACGCCCUCCGCGACCACCUCGGCUUCGGCGCCUCCCUGCCCCCAAAGCCCGCCUGCGCCACGGCCUUCGCUGCCAAGGGCUGCUCGCUCUGCCUCGCCGUCUUCCCUAGCUCCGGCUCCCUCCGCGCCCACAGCCCAACCUGUCACCACUCCCGCGCCCCGGUUCCCUCGAGGUCCAUGCCAAGAGUGCCCGUCGGUGGUGUGGUGGCGCUGGGCUGCAAGAUGGUGGGCGGCGGCAGCGACGGGACGCUGGACGUUUGCGGGCGCGUCUGCGUCAUCGACGAGAAUGAGGCCAUCGUCUUCGAGAACUUUGUGAGGCCGCUCCUCCCGGUGACGCACUACCGGUACGAGACCACGGGGAUCCGCCCUGAGUACCUGCGGGACGCGCCGACGGUGAAGAUGAUGCAGCGGCAGGUGGAAGCCAUCCUCCUCAACGGCGAGCAGCCGUGGAAGGUCAGGUCCUCCCGCGGCGCGGCCAGGAUCCUCGUCGGCCACGGCCUGGAGCACGAUCUCGACGCGCUGGGCAUGGACUACCCGGCGUACCUGAAGCGGGACACGGCGGAAUAUCCGCCGCUGAUGAAGACGAGCGGCAGGCUGAUGAGCAACUCGCUCCGGUUCCUCACACAGAGCUGCCUCGGCUACGACAUCCAGACGGGCCACCAGCACCCCUACGAGGACUGCGUGGCGGCCAUGCGGCUGUACAAGAGAAUGAGCUCGAUGAGGCACGGCCCGCCGAAGAACGGGGGCGAAGACGAUGCGUGCGCGGCGGUGGCAUUCCCGGCGCGGAGGCAGCGGGAGCUGGAGCGCAUGUCGCCGGAGGAGCUCCUCAGCAUGUCCAAGCCGGACUAUCACUGCUGGUGCCUCGACGACUAG
Molecule: messenger RNA, 1029 nt
Organism: Triticum turgidum subsp. durum (durum wheat)
Lineage: Eukaryota; Viridiplantae; Streptophyta; Magnoliopsida; Poales; Poaceae
Source: the annotation of a GenBank genome assembly